CGUCGCUUUCCGGCAGUGCGCGGCGUGACCUCAUGUCGGUGUGGAAACGCUCGGGAAGCCUGGCCGUUCCUGCUCGGGAGAAGAGUCUGAAAACAAAAUAAGGUCAAGCACAUGGUUGUCACGAUUACAAAAACAUAGCGCAGAGGAUGGCCAGCACUAUGAUAGCAGUUGGCCUGACAGUAGCGGCUGCGGGAUUCGCUGGUUGGCCGUUACGCUGUGCAGGCAAUGAAGCACAUGGAACCUCAAGUAAAACAAGCCCUCCAGAGUCUUCCGAAGUCUGCUUUCAGUGGUGGGUACUAUAGAGGUGGGUUUGAGCCAAAAAUGUCCAAGAGAGAAGCUGCCCUUAUUUUGGGGGUUAGCCCUACUGCCAACAAAGCUAAGAUAAGAGAAGCACACAGAAAGAUAAUGGUAUUGAAUCAUCCAGAUAGAGGUGGAUCUCCCUAUCUGGCAGCAAAAAUUAAUGAAGCUAAAGACUUGCUUGAUGGACAAGCUAAGAAGUAGAGGAGAUAAAUGGAAGAUCUUUUUAUUGCACAGAAUGAUUAUCCUUUGGUGGGUUUUGUCUGCUCUGUGAUUCAGCACGUGAUAUAUAAUCCGCCACUGUAACUAGAACACAAAGAAUUCUAAAGGUUCAUCUACUGAAUUAUAGUUUCAUGCAUAAAAAAACUGAUUUUAGGAAGAAUAAAUUGUCCUUAAGUUCAAUCAGGAAUAGUUUUGUUUUCUGGAAAAAAAAAAUCAUGAAUAGUGUACGGUGGCUCUUUGCACACUGACCGAUGUGGGAAGGGACUACAUGUAGUAGUAUGGAGAGGCGAUUAACUGACCGUUGUGGUAUGUCUUAUUUGUAACUAAGGUACAACUGUUCCUCUGUAUUUUUAAUCCUAAAGCUGCAAUCCUACAAUGUGCUUAGUCCAACAAGACACAUCACUGGUGCUCUUAGAUACUCUUACUCUUAUCAUAAUAAAAAGGGUGUUAUAAUUAUUUAAUUCCA
This is a messenger RNA of Lepisosteus oculatus (spotted gar), 985 nucleotides long. Lineage: Eukaryota; Metazoa; Chordata; Actinopteri; Semionotiformes; Lepisosteidae. The record is from RefSeq and is a predicted model, not a curated record.